Messenger RNA from Lolium perenne, 1756 nucleotides. The record is from RefSeq and is a predicted model, not a curated record. Lineage: Eukaryota; Viridiplantae; Streptophyta; Magnoliopsida; Poales; Poaceae.
UGAGAAGUUACCUUGGGAAAAAACUCCAGAGGAAAACGCGGAGGCCGUUCAGGCCGAGGUGAAGAAAUUUUUUGCACCGAAAGUGCCAGAGAUACCUUUCGAGAAGACACUAGAUCGGGAGAAAGUUGUGCGUACCGUUGACAAUCUAUAUGACCCUGUACCAUCGCCGCCAUCUGACUAUGCGCGUUCUAUUGAAAGGUCGUAUGACAAGAUGAUCGAGGCGACAAAACCCGUUAAAUCGGGUAUCAGGGAGAUAAAAGGGAUACACAGUGUCUACCAGCUCGGACAACAACCCGUUCAAUCGGUCGCCCCUCUCAAGGUGUUGGACGGGAAGACCGUUCAAAGUUCUCGACAAGACGCAACUGAUUACGCCUUAGCUGAACGAGCAUAUCAGUUUGUUCAAGGGAAAGAUUUGGUCGAGAAUCUCAGGAAGGUACCAACAUGUAUGCGUAACUUGCAUUCGUGGUACCUUAAGGCCUCAAAGGAAGGGAUCGAGACUAUCAUGGUGCGAGUUAGGGAAGAGCACUACUUCCAGGAGUACUGUGUGAACGUUGACUUCGCCGAACUCUUUCAGUUAUACAAUCUCCGGGCCCUCGACAAAUCAAUCAUCAGUUGCUAUUGUCUAUCGAAGAUGCUCGAAUGCAAAAGGGACGAUAUCACAGACAUUGGGUUCAUUGACCCGAACACAAUGCAUGUCAAAACCAUAGAUGAUCCCCUCUAUAACAAGGAUACACCGCAGACUUUGCUAAGGUUUUUGAAGCGACAACGUGACAAAAAGCUAAUACUUUGGCCUUACAACUUCGAGUUUCACUUUAUUCUUCUCGUCAUCAAUUUGGAAAUUGGAGAAGUUGAAGUCUUGGACUCACUAAGCAAAGAAAAGGAUCUAUACGUGUCUUGUUUUUUAAUGCUCAGAAGCGUAUGGCAAACUUUCAUCAAGGAAGAUACGUCCCGUGAAUGGCCACCGAAGCUGCGAUGGCGUGCGAAAAAAUGCCCGCAACAACCUCCGGGGACCGAUCUCUGUGGAUUCUUCGUUUGCGAGUACAUCCGCAGAAUUGUCAACGAGAGAACGAAUAAUGAAAGAAAUAAAGAGUUGGCAAGAAAGCGGAACAAGCUCUCAAUUGAUGACCGCUUCAUAGCAAUAGGCGAGGAAUUGGCGGGAUUUUUCCUUCGGGACGUCAUACCACCACUCGCAGAGCACCACAAUGAAUGAAGAUGUACAUGUUACAUAUAUCGUUGACUCGAAGAGUACCACUAUGCUACAUGUAAUAGACAUAUAUAGAGUACGCCUCGGAGAGCACCACUAUGCAUGAAGAUCGAUCUUCAUGCAUAGUGCUACUUAAUUUGCGAUCUCAUGCAAUAACAUGUGUGUUAUAUUAUAUGCACCAACUUGCUAUGCAUCAUCUUGAUCUUCAUGUACUACCUAAACCCAAACGCGUUUCUGGUGCAUCGACGCGAUAUGAAUCAAACCGAUAUCCCUAAACCUCUCCAAAACCCUAAAAAGCCAAUUCUCUGCCGCGGCAGAGAUUUGGGAAAAUUCCCUGCCGCGGGGGGAACCUUUGGUACCGGUUCGUAUUACCAACCGGUACCAAAGAUCCUUAGCCCUGAGCUCUCCUGGUGGCCCACGUGGAGGCCCGUUUUAUACCGGUUCGUAAGCAACCGGUACGAAAGAGGGGGGGGCUUUAGUGCCGAAUAAUUUGUACCGGUUGCAAAACCGGUACGAAUGGCCCUCUGGAACCGGUAUAGAUGAGCGUUUUUC